AUGAUGGCGUCGGAGGACGCGCCACUACACUUUCAAGAUGCCAAGUCGACUCCGAUGCUGUGGCACGUCUUCCACCGUCGGUCACGGACAAAUCGGAUUAAAACAAUUGGCUUGUCAGUGAUUGCAUUGUUCUUCUUCUUUCUUAUGCUAAAGUCUUCUUCCACGCGAGUUGAACCGGACUUUUGGACCAAGUUCCCGUCUCGCCAUCCUUUCCCCCAGCGCCCGGAAGACGCUCAGGUCCUCCUUCCUCCCCGGGCCGACAUUAAUGUCAAUGAUACCCUCCCCCAUGACCUGGACAAGCCCAACCCGCGCCUGCAUGUCCUAGUCCCAGCCUCGCGGGGCUCGCGCGGAGUCUGCCGAACACUCACAUCGGCUAUGAUCCUUGGAUAUCCACCGCCGACAUUAAUCGGUUAUGAGCAUGAAUCUCCCGGAGCGACCGAGGCCGAGCGCAUGGUGGACCGGAUCGCACGGGUGCGGAACUACCUCCGAGACAGCAAGACCGUGCAUGACCGGGACUUCGUGCUGAUGGUGGAUGGAGCAGAUAGCUUCUUCCAAUUGCCACCUAAAGUACUAGUAGAGCGGUUUCAGGCCAUCCUAAGGGCGAACAACCGAAAGCUGCGGGACAAGUUCGGGUUCGCAGAACUGAGGGGCCAAAAGCCUGGUGCUGCGCCUGAGAUGGUACAGAAAUACACCCAGCGCGUUCUUUUUGGUGCAAGCAAGAUUUGCUACCCCGGAUUGCUGGACGACCCCGGUUGUGUGUCUGUCCCCGAAUCGUCUCUACCUCCUGAUGUGUAUGGCUGGAAGACUGAUGUCUACCCGGAUGGAUCUCUGAACCGACCCCGGUGGUUGAACCCCGGAGCAGUGAUUGGUCAGGCUGCGGAUCUGCGUCUGAUCUACGAUGAGGUCCUGCGGCUAGUCGAGUUGCGCUCGAACAGGUCUGGAGAUUACAAGGCCCUAACACAGAUGUACGGACGACAAGAGGUGAUCAGAGAACUAGAGCGGCGGCGAACAGCCAACGACUUCAAAGAGUUGCUCUACCAGAUGGUGGGCAUCUCCGAUGCAGCAAACAUCACCGGAAUCAACCUCCGGCUGGAAACAGGUCACCGCUACGAGUACGGCAUUGGCGUCGACUUCGAGUCACAACUCUUCUUCAGCCAGAUCAUGUCCCGUAAGGACGUUGAGUGGGUCAAGUUCGGCAACAUCACCAAAAUGUCCGCGUUGCAGAUGGAACACGGCGUCCCGCGCGAACACCGUCUCCUCCUACCACAGGACAUCGCAGCGCUCCCCAACCCAUUUGUCCAGUCCCGCUUCGCGAAAGAAUCAACCCAGCGACCAGUAUGGAAUGCCACGCUGGACAAACUCCCGAACCCGCGCGAGCGCACCUGGCACAACAUCUCGCUAAUGACGAAUGUUCACUCCGCCUCGGUGCCAGUACUCGCCCAUCUCAACGGCGACCCCAAGCUCCGCAACACCUGGUGGGAGAAUAUGUGGUUUUUCCCAUGGGGUCGCGCCCUACUGCGCAAAUAUGUCCGCGACUCGCACGGGUUCGACGCGGCUCAGUCGUCGCUGCUGGGCGGGCAGGACUGGCUGCAGGUGCGCGGAGGUCGAGGUGGGAUCUGGACCGAUGACGAGAGCUGGGUCACUCUUUCCGAGGUCUGCAAUGGCCAAGAAAGAGAUCUCUUCGACGAUGACCUCGGACCAUGGGCUAAGGAAAAUGGUGACCCAGAUGAACCGGUUUACAACCAGUAUGGAAGUCUCAUUGCUGGGAAGGAAGAGAAAUUUGAUUGA
Penicillium egyptiacum is the source of this 1788-nucleotide messenger RNA. NCBI's taxonomy places the organism in Eukaryota, Fungi, Ascomycota, Eurotiomycetes, Eurotiales, Aspergillaceae. The record is from the annotation of a GenBank genome assembly.